This is a messenger RNA of Helicoverpa armigera (cotton bollworm), 1711 nucleotides long. It is a transcript of the gene Alg14, whose product is annotated as UDP-N-acetylglucosamine transferase subunit ALG14 homolog. The transcript has a single exon. The record is from RefSeq and is a predicted model, not a curated record. The coding region runs from base 196 to 837 and encodes 213 amino acids. Lineage: Eukaryota; Metazoa; Arthropoda; Insecta; Lepidoptera; Noctuidae. Gene Ontology annotation, cellular component: UDP-N-acetylglucosamine transferase complex. Gene Ontology annotation, molecular function: N-acetylglucosaminyldiphosphodolichol N-acetylglucosaminyltransferase activity. Gene Ontology annotation, biological process: dolichol-linked oligosaccharide biosynthetic process.
AAACUGUUAACGUCAAUCGGAUACGUCACUUUAUCGAAACUUAAAUGUUUGUGAUUAUUUCAAAACAGAAAAUGUACACGAAGUACAAUUAAAUAAUGUGCAUAAGGAUACUGUACGGAAACAUUAAUAAGGUGAAGAUAUAAUAGAACUGUACGAGUAGUCACGGAUGAAGUAUUUCUGCUGAGAAACUUAAACAUGAUUGCGUUUGUAUUCCUUGCCGCUUUCUUCACAUGUCUCAUCGUAGCGUUUCUUCUUCGAGUAUGUUACGUACUAUACGACGUUUUCACGGGUAACUGUGAACUAACAAGGGAAAAAUCCUUGCGUACAGUUUUAUGUAUAGGUUCAGGUGGUCAUACAACAGAGUUAUUGAGAUUUGUGGGCCGUUUAAACAAAAAUAAAUAUCAACCAAGAUUGUAUAUCUUAGCCGAUAAUGACGCCAGCAGUGAAGUCAAGAUUCACGAAACAGAAAAGGGAAAUGAUAGUUACACCUUGAGCAGGAUACCAAGAAGUCGUAAUGUUCUGCAGUCUUAUCUUUCAUCAGUUUACAGCACUUUGUAUGCAACUUGGUGCACAUUACCUGUAAUCUAUAAUUACCAACCAGAUGUUAUAUUUUGUAAUGGGCCUGGUACUUGCAUUCCAGUUUGUGUAGUUGCUUUUGUAUUGAGAUGUUUGUUCAUGUUAGAUUGUCGCAUAGUGUUUAUAGAAAGUAUAUGCAGGGUUCGCACCCUUUCACUGACUGGAAAAAUACUUCAGUUUUUUGCAGAUAUAGUUGUUGUACAGUGGCCUCAACUAAGAGAUGUUUGUUUUAGAGCUAAAUAUUUUGGUAGACUAACAUAAAUUGUAAAAUAUUAUUCUCACACAUUUUUUUUUAUUUAUUUAAGAUGUCAUCUCACAUGACAAAGCAAUGUUAUCUUUUUUGAAACUACUGGUGUAGCAAUACUGAUAAUGAAGGGUUCUUUCACAAUAUCUAGAUAGGCACUAUCUAUAAUUUUGAUUGAAUAGCAGAUUAGAAUUAUGAGUUUCUACUGAAUAACAAAUAGAAGUCUUCAGACUUCCUUUAGUUUUGAGGAAGGAAAAUUUGUUUUAGAAAUAUAAAGACAUAAUAACUUGAAAAAGUGUAUAAUUAAUAGCUCUAGGGAGAUCAGUACACAAAUAUUUUCAGUUAGUUUAAGAUCACAAAGUGAACAACAUUUUUUUUUAUAUUAUCAGUUUAUUAUUUAUAUGGAUUAAUGACAUUUCUUGUAAUUAACUUUAACAACCUUUUCAACUGAUAAUAUUCUCAUUUGUUUAAUCUCACCGCAUUUCAAGAAGUACAUUAGCCACAAUAUUCUUUCUGAUAACAGAAUACAUUACCAUCAAAACAAAAAGAAAAAUCCCUGAAGCUAUGCUAAACUAGUCUUAUUGACAUAAGAAGCAAUUUUCAAUAACAACUUAUUAUAAACUACAACUGUAUAUACCUCCUUCACAGUACAUGUAUUUCAAUGUGUUAAAUACAAUAAAACAAGUGAUUUCAUGUCAUGUAGGCUAGAUGUGUACCAUUGUGCACAAUUAUCAAACAUAUUGCAAUCAGUUUCAUAGGCAAUGAUAUUGCCUUUCAGUAAUCUUAUAAAAAUAACAUCGGAUUCUAUUAGUGUUAAGUCAUUGUGUAUACUAUUCUUCUAUACCUAUAUGUAUUUUAUCUUAUUAAAGAUUUGAGUCGUAGAUUACAUUA